Amorphotheca resinae ATCC 22711 is the source of this 1016-nucleotide messenger RNA. RefSeq lists its product as hypothetical. Gene Ontology annotation, cellular component: actin cytoskeleton; Arp2/3 protein complex. The transcript has 6 exons. Gene Ontology annotation, molecular function: structural constituent of cytoskeleton; actin filament binding. The record is from RefSeq and is a predicted model, not a curated record. NCBI's taxonomy places the organism in Eukaryota, Fungi, Ascomycota, Leotiomycetes, Helotiales, Amorphothecaceae. Gene Ontology annotation, biological process: actin filament polymerization; Arp2/3 complex-mediated actin nucleation. The coding region runs from base 57 to 1016 and encodes 319 amino acids.
CGCAACGGAGACAAGCCUUGGAACAAGCACGACAUCAGGCGGAGACGCAUUCCAAGAUGCUUCUUCUCGACUAUCAGAAUGUGCUGAUCCAGUCAGUGCUCACAGAGCGGUUUUCAGGUGCACCACCGGUCAACAUCGAUCAGACGGUGUCUGAUUUCGAUGGUGUUACCUUCCAUAUCUCGACCCCCGAAUCUAAGUCUAAGAUUCUUGUCUCUAUCCAAGUUAAAUGCUUUAAUGAGCUUGUGAGGUAUGGUGCACAACAGGUUCUUGAACGCGAAUACGGCCCGUACAUCGUUGCGCCUGAGAGUGGGUACAACUUCUCAGUGCAGGUUGACCUUGAUAGUCUGCCGGAAGAUAAAGAAGCUCGAGAUGACCUGAUCCGAAGGAUUUCUCUGUUGAAACGAAAUGCGAUGGCAGCACCGUUUGAAAACGCAUUUGACGAACACCAUAAAUUACAGGAAGAAGCGUCCAAAUUUACAUCAGAAGAGGCUCCACAAGGUGUUCGGGAAGGAGGCGAGGUCAAGGCUAUCCAUUACCGGGAUGAGGAGGCAAUCUACAUCAAGGCCAGCCAUGACAGAGUGACGGUGAUAUUCAGCACCAUCUUUCGAGAAGAAACAGACAGGAUCUUCGGAAAGGUCUUUAUUCAGGAGUUUGUUGAUGCGCGGAGAAGAGCUAUCCAAAAUGCUCCUCAAGUGUUAUUCAGGACAGACCCCCCUCUCGAGCUCCACGGCGUGCCUGGCGUGAAGGAUUCCGGAAACGGAGAGAUCGGCUACGUUACCUUUGUCCUCUUCCCUCGACACUUGACCCGCCAGCGACGAGAUGAGGUUAUCUCUCACAUUCAAACCUUCCGUGACUACUUCCAUUACCAUAUCAAGGCUUCUAAGGCAUAUAUCCAUUCCAGGAUGCGCAGACGUACUGCGGAUUUUCUGCAAGUACUUCGAAGAGCACGUCCAGAAAACGAGGAAAAGGAGAGAAAGACAGCAAGCGGGCGUACUUUCAAGGUUCAAGGAAGUUGA